AUGGCCGACUUCACUUCAGGAACUGAAAUCGAUAUCAUGAAGCACCAACACAGUUCAAGUCGAAAGGUUCUUAUUAGGCUCAUCACAGUUUCGUUUGUGAUGGCAAUCAUCAUAGUUUCCAUCAUGUGUUUGUGGAUAUGCCAUAGAAAGAAUAUACACAAAUCAGGCAAAUUCGGUACCACAAAAUUAGAUUCUUUGAGAGGGCUUCCAUUGAGUUCAUUCGUUAGCAGAACUAACUGUGUUUUCAAAACCAAAAUCCAAAAGGGAUCGGUGGUUGUUAUGGAUUAUAACGUGUUAGAAUCAACAACAAAUAACUUCGGUGAAAGCGAGAUAUUAGGCGUAGGUGGAUUUGGAUGCGUGUAUAAAGCUCGACUCGAUGAUAAUUUGCAUGUAGUUGUUAAAAGAUUAGAUGGUAUUAGUCAAGACGCCAUUAAAGAAUUCCAAAUGGAGGUCGAUCUAUUGAGUAAAAUUCAUCAUCCGAAUAUCAUCACCUUAUUGGGAUAUUGUGUUCAUGAUGAAACCAAGCUUCUUGUUUAUGAACUGAUACAUAAUGGAUCUUUAGAAACUCAAUUCCAAAUCAAAUUCGGUGUUUUUCAAAAAUUGAGUUUCAUAUUCAAAGAAGGAAUCAUAAUUGAUUUUCGAUUUGAAUUGUCAAACCAUAGAAAGUCAAAACUGGGACUGCCAUCUUAAUCAGAUUCAUGCUAAGGGUAUUUUGGGUAAGAUUCCUGGUACGUCCCCUGUUCAUGAAACAUCUCAUGUUACGAUUCUUAUUCCUAUGAAGAUUUUGAAGCAUUCUGGCAGUGGUAAUGAUGAAGUAAUGAAUGAGGGUUCGAAUGAUGAUGUGAAGAUGGGAUCCGAUACUGGGACUGAUUUGAAAAUGAACCAGGGAGUUAGUUUUUUGGAUCUUAAAUGGGAUAAUGAGCUAUGAUUUUUGAUAAUGACUCCAAAUCAAAAUCAUCCCAGUGGUUACCAUUGUCAAUGAUGUUAGCAAAAAGUCUUAUUCUUGAAUUGUUGAAGCUUCUAGCUCCAUGGUUGAUCUUAACAUCAAAGUUAUUCCUAAAGUUGAUGGGAAACCAAAUGGUAAAGCUGAGCUAGAGGAGAAUGAAAAAUUGUAUUGUGUUCUAUAUUAAUGUUAAAAUGUGCAUUUAUUUAUGAAUAACAGUCUAUUCAUUUGUGAAUAAAAGUGCAUUCAUGUGUGAAUGAAUAUAUUUAUGUAUGAUUAGAGGUAUUCAUUUAUUCAUUUGUGAAUAAUAGGGAACUCAUUUGUUAAUAGAAGUGUAUUCAUUUGUGAAUAACAGUGUAAUCAUGUGUUAAUGAAUGUAUUUAUUUAUGAUUAGAG
Messenger RNA from Lactuca saligna, 1339 nucleotides. The record is from the annotation of a GenBank genome assembly. NCBI's taxonomy places the organism in Eukaryota, Viridiplantae, Streptophyta, Magnoliopsida, Asterales, Asteraceae.